Molecule: messenger RNA, 1124 nt
Organism: Carassius carassius (crucian carp)
Lineage: Eukaryota; Metazoa; Chordata; Actinopteri; Cypriniformes; Cyprinidae
Product: bcl-2-related ovarian killer protein homolog B-like
Exons: 4
Coding region: 179-826 (215 amino acids)
Biological process (GO): intrinsic apoptotic signaling pathway in response to DNA damage; extrinsic apoptotic signaling pathway in absence of ligand; regulation of apoptotic process
Cellular component (GO): mitochondrial outer membrane
Molecular function (GO): protein heterodimerization activity; protein homodimerization activity
Source: RefSeq, a predicted model, not a curated record
GGCUGUUCCGUUUCUAUGAUUGGCUAUUUAGGUCUCGGCGAACCUGUUUCACAUUUAAUUUAUCUGGGCUUUCCUCGUAGAAAACGAGCUUCGUAAUGUUAGUGGAGUUUGUGGGGUGUUUUAUGCAGGCAGCUUCAACCAGUGAAGUUGCAGAGUUUUUUGCUCGUGUCAGACAAACAUGCGGGACAUGAAUGUGUUUGAGCGCUCCUCCGUGUUCGCCGAGGAGAUGAUGAUGGAGGUGUUUGAUCGGACUCCCACGGAGAAAGAGCUCGUCUCCCAGUCCAAAGAACUUUGUAGAGACUUCGUUCACUCCAGAAUAAUAAGGGAAGGACUAAGGUGGUCAAAAGUCGAGUCUGAUCCACCCGAGCCACACGGGGCUCUUGUAGAUGUAUCUGUGGUGCUGCUAAAACUGGGUGAUGAACUGGAGUGUACGCGUCCGUAUGUGUACCGUAAUAUUGCAAAGCAGCUGAACAUCAGUGUAGCGAUGGAGGCGGUGGUGUCACAUGCGUUUCUCUCUGUAGCAACAGAGAUCCUCAUCAUGGGGAUCACAUGGGGCAAGGUGGUGGCCAUCUAUGCUGUAGCAGCUGGGCUGGCAGUGGACUGUGUGCGUCAGGGCCAUCCAGUCAUGGUGCACACUAUAGUGGACAGUCUGGGUGAGUUUGUGCGAAGGAACCUGGUCCCAUGGCUCAAAAAGAGAGGAGGAUGGGGGGACAUUUUAAAAUGUGUGGUGGACAUGGACCCUAGAGCUCGUGCCCACUGGUUAUCAACAGCUGUGUUCACAUGGAGGCAAUUCCUAAAGACCAUGUACAUCUACCUGAUGAAGUAGCCUUGUGCAGGAAAUCAUCUAGUUGACUGAGAACUGAAUCCCAGAACUAUUUGAAUGGUCCAUUGAGAGCAAAUAGCCCCUUAAAAAGGUCAUAGCACUUCACCCAGGUUCAACUGUCUUAAUUUUCUUUUACCCGUUAUGAUUUCUUUAAAAUAUACCAUGUAUAGAGUGUAACAAAUACUAUGACCUGACAGGAGGAGAGGGCACUGUGAGGGAAUAUGUGCUAUAUUCGUUGCUGGAGUUACAUAAUAUUUGUCUUCCUUAGUUUAAAAUGGAGCUCCUUUUGUGAUUUCAUACU